Crotalus tigris (Tiger rattlesnake) is the source of this 3567-nucleotide messenger RNA. It is a transcript of the gene NT5C3B, whose product is annotated as 5'-nucleotidase, cytosolic IIIB. NCBI's taxonomy places the organism in Eukaryota, Metazoa, Chordata, Lepidosauria, Squamata, Viperidae. The transcript has 13 exons. The coding region runs from base 2179 to 3144 and encodes 321 amino acids. The record is from RefSeq and is a predicted model, not a curated record. Gene Ontology annotation, molecular function: 5'-nucleotidase activity; magnesium ion binding. Gene Ontology annotation, cellular component: cytoplasm.
GAUGGUAUAGGUUCUUCAGCUUGAGCAGGGGCUGAACUAGAAGACCUCCAAGGUCCCUUCCAGAUUUCUAUUCUAUUCUAUUCUAUUCUAUUCUAUUCUAUUCUAUUCUAUUCUUAGAAUCCUGAUCUUCAACUUUAAUCCCUGACUAUCCCAUUUUUUGAGAUACCAUUCCUCAGUCUCCAUUGUUAUGUACAGAUUCAUCUGUAGCUCUAUCUUAAGUGCAGUGUUGGGGAACUUAGAGCUGGAGGAAUCCUAAUACCAUUAACUAAAAGUACCGUAUUUGUGCAUUUAUUUAUUUUUCUUAUUCAUAAUCUUCUGGUACAAAAUAUGAAAAAGUGGUAAGAUUUAAAGUAGUAGAUGCCGUGUCCACACAACAUGCAACUUACUAUAUUGAACUGAAUCCAGUUGCUUAAUUUCACUAAUACACUGAACCAUUACUCAUAUUGAUUUGUACAAUGAGCCAGAUAUUAGCCACCCACAUAUUAAUCCAACAUGUUUUAGCCCACCACUGCAAAAUAUGUACAUUUUAUAAGCAAGUUUUGUAUAAACUCACUAAUGUUUUUAUCCACCAUAAAAUUUUGUAAAGGGUAGAAAAAGCUUUGUGUAGAAUUAGCUUUAAUGCAUUUGAUAUUUUCAUUUUUCCAUGCAAUUUAAAGAUGGUUAUUUAAAACACAAAAAGGUAUGGGAUAGGAAAUGUCUGCAUACCUCUUCUUCAAUUCUGGAGUUUCAGUGAGUAUAACUACCAAUUCAAUGUUUUUUAUUUAUUCUUUCCUCCUUGCUGUAAACCAAAGCAAUAUUCUGGAGAGAGAUUAUGUUGUUAGAAGUAAAAAAAAUUAAAUUGGGGCUCAUAGCCAUUAUACAUAAAUGAGAGGAUUAGAUAAACCUCUCAAAUUAAGCAUUGUUUGGGCUGACAUAACAUUGUAGAAUAGAAAAUAAUGUUUUGUCCUAUCCUAUUGUGUGAACCAAGGCAUCAUAUAGACCUGUUUACUUCUGUUAUGUUCUCAUCAUACAAUAAAUAAUAAACAUAUAGCUGUAAUAUGGGUAGUGAGAUGGGUGACAUAUAAAUUUAAUAAAUUGGCUUAUUUAAAUUUAGACACAAUAUGUAAAUUUAGACACAGUAUGGGCCUUUUUGGGUAACUCAGAUAUAACACUAAUAAAUCUUACAUUUGACCAAGUAUUUUAUGGCCUUUUACUUUUCAGAGGGAUACUAAAGGCCCAGUAGACUCCUUGACUUUUUUCUCUACAAUAGUGAUUCUCUAAGUUUGGUUAAAUAAUGGGAUUGGUCCAAGUCACUCAGCAACUUGCACACCCAGCAACAUUCUAUUCUCCAAAUCAAAGGAAAAUGUAAAGCUACCAUAUCUGUAGCUGUCCUUUCCCCACAAUUCGAAAAUAUGACCAAGUUGCUACCUUUAUUUGAGAACAGGUAGGAUCUCUUGCUUCCGUAGUGCUUUCUAGCAGAUGUAGCGAUAAGGAAAGGGAUCAUCAUGGGGUUAUAAGCAAAAGUUACUAGAACCAAUAAUUACCUUAUGAAAUAUAAAAUUGAUAUUUUUACCAGACCCCUCCCCCCCCCCAAAACUCCUCGGGUUGUCAGGCAAAGCUCUCCAAAGCUAAAGCGGAGAUACUCCCUCUUCAGGGAGGUUUUUGGGAAACAAGCCAAUUGGAGCCCUGCAGCUCACUGAUUUCCUUUGGCUCCUCCUCUGUGCAGUAUAAAAUGCUUGCAGAAAAAAGAGCUCGUUCCAGUUGCUGCUAGAAACCACUGCUUUUUGUUUUUGUUUUUUUAUGCUGCUUUUGUGACAGGUUGCCUCCAGGAUGGAGGCUCCAGCUUGAGCACGUGCCAUCAACAACUGAAACUUUUGCUGGGAGGGAAGGCGUAUCUACUGUUCGCAGACAACCCGCCUCAUCUCAGGAGGGAGGGGCUGAUUCCAGACGUCUCCUCCCCCAUUGAGGAAGGAGGAAAAAGGAGAAAAAGGAAGAGUUCUGGCUUUUCGUGACCCAGUUAAGAUAAAACCUCUGCUCGGAUUUCAGACACUUGGUUAACGAGUACGGAAGGAGUCGCCUCCGCAGCCUAGAGAAGCGCUCUCGCCUCGCGGUAGUUUGUUUUCUGCAUUCCUCGGCCUUUCUGAGAAGAAAAGAACAAGACUUUCUGCUUGCAGCUGCAGCAGCCGUAGAACCGGAGUCAUGGUACCUGAGUUGCAGAAAAUAACUGUCCGGAUGAAGAAUCCUGAACGUGUAAAAAGUAUAGUUUCAGCACUCAGGAAAGGUGGAGCAGCAAGACUCCAGGUCAUUUCUGAUUUUGACAUGACUCUUACUCGGUUUGGCUUCAAUGGGAAGCGCUGUCCUACUUCGCAUAAUAUCAUAGAUAACUGCCGGGUCAUCAGUGAAGAAGGCAGAAAAAAGCUGAAAGAUUUACUUCAUCAUUACUAUCCUAUUGAAAUUGAUCCUUAUCAGACUAUGGAGGACAAACUGCCCCUCAUGAUAGAAUGGUGGACUAAAGCUCAUAACCUCCUAUCUCAGGAAAAGAUUCUGAAGAAUGAUAUUGCCCAAAUAGUGAAAGAAUCAGAUGUUAAACUCAGAGAUGGCUUCAACAUUUUUUUUGACCAGCUGCAUGAGAACAAAGUUCCCCUGUUCAUCUUUUCAGCAGGUGUAGGUGAUGUGUUAGAGGAAAUAAUUCAUCAGGCUGGUGUAUUCCACCCUAACAUCAAUGUGGUUUCCAACUAUAUGGACUUUGAUGACAAUGGUGUUCUGCAAGGUUUCAAAGAUCCUCUUAUCCACAUCUAUAACAAGAACAACACAGUCCUGAAGAACACAGAGUAUUUCCAGCAACUGUGUAAAAGAACAAAUAUCUUACUGCUUGGAGAUUCCAUGGGUGACCUCAGUAUGGCAGAUGGUGUUGCUGACAUGGAGAAUAUCCUCCGGAUUGGCUUCCUGAAUGAUAGGGUGGAAGAACGGCGGGAGAAAUACAUUGAGGCUUAUGAUAUUGUACUGGAGAAAGAUGAAACAUUGGAUGUGAUACAGAUUGCUUUGUCUGAUCAGCAAAGGAGAGAAUUCCCACAGAUCUCUCUAGAUGUGUUUGGAUUGUACAGCUCAUAUUGUACAAUAGGCAUGGAAAUUAUAAGAGCUUGUCCAACACAUUUGGAAGGCUAAGUGGGGAGGAAUUGUUAUUCGUCUUCUUUCACCAAUGCAGACCCCUUCUAGUCCUUGAUCCAUUCCAGGGAUGAUAUAGCCUUUCCCAAUCUUGGCAAGUCAUCAUGACACCUAGCCAACUGCUGAUGUCUAAAAGACUGGUUAGAACUCAGAUGGAAGCUGAAGAUUGCUCCUGCACCCUCUGGAAAGUUCUUACAACCUGUCUUCGGUUCCAAGCCAAGGGUUGAUAUAUUAAUGUAUUAUUGUAAUUCUGGUGCUCUUGUUUCUUUGUAUUGUUCAUAAGAUCCUUUUUAUUUGGGCUGUCUCUUGGAUUUGAUAUUUUACCUAUUUUUCUGGAUUUUCCAAUUUUGUACGCCACUUAAAGUUCAUUGGGGUUGGGGGCUAAUACAUUUGAAUAAAUAAAAUAAAUAAAUAAAACAUCAA